Molecule: messenger RNA, 1731 nt
Organism: Talaromyces rugulosus
Lineage: Eukaryota; Fungi; Ascomycota; Eurotiomycetes; Eurotiales; Trichocomaceae
Exons: 4
Coding region: 1-1731 (576 amino acids)
Source: RefSeq, a predicted model, not a curated record
AUGCCAUCCGAAGAGCACAUCACAAUUGAUUUACACACCCCGUCAUCCAUUGCUGAUCGGGAGAAAACCAACAACAAGACAAAGAAAAAGAAUGCACAGAAUAAUAAACAAGGGGCUUUUCAAACAUUUGUAUUUGUAUCCUCGCAAGAUGCACACCGCGCCCGCAGCUAUGCCAUGCGCCAGUCGUGGCGAAAGAGGAAGCAGCAGCAGAAGCUAGAGCAGAAAGAACAUGAAACUUCUGAGAGGAGGGCUAGGCCCUUGGUUGCCAAACCGGAUUUGGCUACAGGGGUGUCUCUUCCUAGCCAUACUGUGUCAUGGCCUUAUAACGACACAGCAGUGGGGACUGAUAUAGCAGUGAAUGCUGCGGAUGGCGACCUGCAAUUUUCCACUGAAGAUCUAUUACCCGGGAUUGCCGGAUUGGAUGAGCUUUUUGAUUUUUCGAACCUUGAACUACCUGGAGAGUCUUUGGUAAACAUGGACAACGUCUUGUCGCCUCUUGCCCUAGACCCCUUUGAUACAUUUCCUAUACACUUGACAACCAGACACCAUGAAUUGUUACAUCACUGGCUGAGCUCACAUGCCGCGAUGAUGUUUGAAGAAUCCCCUUCGAUAGACUUUAAUCCCAUGCGAGAUGUGUGGUUUCCGCUAGACUUGUCUAAUGCUGGCUCAUUCUACGGAAUACUGGCACAUGCAGCAGCUCAUUUGUCAUAUCUACGUGGCAAUAAGCACGCUGUCGAGGUUUUGAAAUACAAGGCCGAAGCCGUGUCGCUGAUUAAUAAGUGGAUGAACGACGAAGAAAUGGCAUUGAGUGAUACCACGUUUGCAGCUGUGGUUAGGUUGCUUACAUUUGAGCGAUACUGGGGAACAGAAGAAGCGUGGCGAAUCCACCGCGCCGGCCUGGAGCAAAUGAUCCGAACAAGAGGCGGCAUGUCGUCUUUGAAAGAAAACUGGCGGCUAGGAUUGGUCUUGCAACUGAUCUCCCUCAUGUCAAAACCAUCAUGGUUUUUCCCGUCAAACAACAUCUCUGAAAUAUCCGCCUCGAUGGCCUAUCUUUCUUCACAAGAAACAUCUUUAUCAGAUCCGAAUAUCCCGGAUAUCCAUAAGCUUCGGUCCCUCUGGUUGAUAUCAUUUAUUCAGGAUAUGCGCAGCCUAAUGGCAAACUCAAGCAAUUUACAAUCCGAGGGACUCCGACACUACCAUUCCCUCCACGAAGCCGUCAACGUCCUCCGAACAUCCUUCUUCAAUAGUAUUAAUGGCAAUGUCGAACCAGGAUCGGACAUAUACGAGCACGACCGCAUCGCCUGUUUAUUCUACAUUGGCGUAAUGAUCCAAGAAUGCGUCUCAUCCCGAUACCACAACACCAUCGCUACGGUCACAUCCACGACAACAACAAUGUCACCUGACAUAUUAACCAAUGAGCAGUUGUACGACCGUCUCGCGACUCUGAAUAGCGCAAUGUACGAACAACAAUCAAUCUGGCGACAAUCAAUCCCGCAGCUAGAAGCGUUUCUGUUGAACCAUUUCAUGAACCAGCUGGGCAACAUGAAUCGCGCAAAGUAUGUGCUGCAAAUGACUGAAGUCUUGACGUCGUUGAGCCGCGAGGCGAGGAAUGGGGUUGAGAGGUGUUUGUUGAAUAUGUUUAAUGGACGCUAUGCGCGAGAUAGUCUUGCGGCGGGUGGAGAAGGGGGCUGGACGGUGGACGAGUUGUUGAUGACUAUUCAUGGACAGUGA